Gekko japonicus is the source of this 2893-nucleotide messenger RNA. RefSeq names its product solute carrier family 16 (monocarboxylate transporter), member 3 (gene SLC16A3). Gene Ontology annotation, molecular function: monocarboxylic acid transmembrane transporter activity. Gene Ontology annotation, cellular component: membrane. The coding region runs from base 365 to 1774 and encodes 469 amino acids. NCBI's taxonomy places the organism in Eukaryota, Metazoa, Chordata, Lepidosauria, Squamata, Gekkonidae. The transcript is spliced from 5 exons. Gene Ontology annotation, biological process: monocarboxylic acid transport; transmembrane transport. The record is from RefSeq and is a predicted model, not a curated record.
CUUCCUAGGGUCUGACCUUCCCUACUGUCCAGAACCUGCUCCGGUCUCCCGCCGCCUCCCGGAACCACCCGUGUCCCCUAGCUGCGAGUCUACCUGACUCUGCUCUGGUAUUUUUUUUUCCUGUUAGCGGCGCUAGGACCCGUCUAGCCUCGGGGCUCUCCCCGGCUCUCUCUGACGUUAGCUGGAGAUGGGCAGGCAUCGCUGCUCUUGAGCUACAGGCGCUAAAUCGCCCCUGGAUUGGAGCCGGCACAGGAUCCCACCGGGCCCGGGCUCUGACUGUUAACCGAACCGGCCGCGCUCAGCUGCCGCCGCCGCCACCCAGACAAGCAGCUCGGGACUUGCAGGAAGCUGAUAACCUCUUACAAUGGGAGCUGUGGUAAUUGAUGAUGGUCCAUCUGGAGUUAAAGCCCCAGAUGGCGGCUGGGGAUGGGCUGUUCUCUUUGGGUGCUUUGUCAUCACUGGAUUCUCCUACGCUUUUCCUAAGGCCAUGAGUGUCUUCUUUAAGGAGCUUAUCCGUGAAUUUGGUAUUGGAUAUAGUGACACAGCAUGGAUCUCCUCCAUUCUGUUGGCUAUGCUUUAUGGAACAGGUCCCCUGUGUAGUAUGUGUGUGAAUCGGUUUGGUUGCCGUCCUGUUAUGCUGGUUGGAGGCCUCUUUGCUUCAUUGGGGAUGGUAACUGCGUCCUUCUGCAACAGCAUCAUCCAGGUCUAUGUUACAGCUGGAGUCGUUACUGGUUUGGGUCUUGCACUCAACUUUCAGCCUUCACUCAUCAUGCUAAAUCGCUACUUCGACAAACGUCGCCCUUUGGCCAAUGGGCUGGCUGCAGCUGGAAGCCCUGUUUUUCUUUGUGCUCUUUCACCAUUGGGGCAGGUACUGCAGCAUGAAUAUGGAUGGCGAGGGGGAUUUCUUAUCCUGGGUGGGUUGCUUUUGAACUGCUGCGUUUGCGGAGCUCUGAUGAGACCUCUGGAACCUCCUAAGAAAACAGAAGAUUCCAAAGCAGUCUCUGAGAAAAAAAUCAAGAAAAAACUACUGGAUUUCGGUGUUUUUAAAGAUCGAGGCUUCCUAAUCUACACCGUGGCUGCAUCCAUUAUGGUAUUGGGCUUGUUUGUGCCCCCAGUUUUUGUGGUGAGCUAUGCUAAGGAUCUGAAGUAUCCAGACACCAAAGCAGCUUUUCUCCUGACCGUCCUUGGAUUUGUUGAUAUCUUUGCUCGACCGAUUUGUGGAAUAUUGGCUGGCUUGAAAUGGGUUAGGCCCCGCUGUGUCUACUUCUUUAGUUUUGCUAUGCUAUUUAAUGGCUUCACUGAUCUCAUGGGAUCAAUGUCCUACAAUUAUGCUGGCCUAGUGGUCUUCUGCAUUUUCUUUGGCAUUUCCUAUGGAAUGGUUGGCGCGCUGCAGUUUGAAGUACUCAUGGCUAUUGUUGGUACACAGAAGUUUUCCAGUGCCAUUGGCUUGGUCCUUCUGGUUGAGGCAAUGGCUGUUCUGGUUGGACCACCUUCAGCAGGUAAAAUCUUGGAUGCAACCCAUAAAUAUAUGUAUGUUUUUAUCAUUGCUGGUGUUGAAGUUGUUACCUCAUCUCUCGUGCUGGCUAUAGGAAAUGCUUGUUGCAUUAAGAUAAAACCAGUGCAUUCACAAGCAAAAGAAGAUGUAGCAGAAAGAGAGGAGUUAAACAAACAGCCUGAAGACUCCAAAGUGGACUCUAUUGAAGUGGAACAGUUUCUGAAAAAGGAACCUGAAAAAAAUGGGGAAGUUGUCACUAAUCCAGAAACAUGUGUGUGAGUGUGAUAAGGAUGAAUGUCAUAUAUUUAGGAAAUUCAAGUAACUUUAACACUCUUGUUUAUUUUAGAAUUAGAACUAGCUUAGAGCUGGGCCAUCUGUUUGCCAAACUGGAGGCCAACCAGCUCAUGACUUCACUCUUUGGAAGCUAACUCUCCCCCCCCUUUUUUGGAAACCCCCCCCCCACUUAAAACAGGAUUGAUCUUCAAGUUAAGCUGCUUGGCCAUAACUACAGAUGUAAACAAAACAAAUGGCCUUCUAAAUACACAUAGAGGCCCCUGCUAUGCAUCACCAGAAAAACUCUCACUUGGAUGAAAAUGUGUUUUAACUAGAGAGGAAUUAUACAUAAACUAUCUGUUUUUAUGCGUGUGGAGCACCUUAAUGUAUCUUCCAUGUCUGUGUCUGCUUUAGGAGGAAUGGCUUAGCAAGAAAAAAUCUCAGGGACUUGGUAGUCUCCAGUAGGUUUUUAAAAGCAUACUUUUCCAAAUAUUUUUAGAUCUUUGGCUCAGCCCUAAUCUAAUUUUGAUAACAUGUACAAUUUUCAAUGACUUUUGGUUUGUCAAUGUAUUUUUAUGAGUUUUUGUUUUACUUGUCAUUUUUACUGGAAAUAUGAUGAUAUAUAUAUACCAAGAAAGGCACUGAGAUUCUUCCUAGGAAACCUCAUAGCUGCUGUUCCCAAAUAGUGUGAAAAACAAAACGAAAUUUCUGUAUAACCCUAAAAGGCCCACAGAGCAAGCUGUCCUUAUAAACUACCUGUUGACCUCUGGUUUUAAGUGCAGCCUCUUCCGAGAAUAUCCUAUUUUGGACAGAGUUUUGUACAGAUAAUUACUUUGAAUGGAUGGAUGCAAAGACACCCCCCCCCCCCAAAUUGAUGAACACUAAUUUCCAGAAUGAAAUUAAACUGGACGAGGGGAACCACACACACCUUGUGUAGAAAGCUAUUAUAAAAAGGUGCAAGUUCAUUUUUAUAAAAUAAAAUAUUGUAAAAUAAUGCUCUCCCAGUAUUUAAAUAUAACGAGGGACUUACAGAACUGUCAGCCCUGUUACUAAAUGGAAUGGGUUAAAGGAAGAAUUACAGGAGCCAAGAGGACUGUUUGCCUUUUACCACCCCACAGUCUUCUG